This is a messenger RNA of Rhinolophus ferrumequinum (greater horseshoe bat), 2043 nucleotides long. RefSeq names its product charged multivesicular body protein 5 (gene CHMP5). The record is from RefSeq and is a predicted model, not a curated record. The transcript is spliced from 8 exons. The coding region runs from base 100 to 759 and encodes 219 amino acids. Gene Ontology annotation, biological process: vesicle budding from membrane; late endosome to vacuole transport via multivesicular body sorting pathway. NCBI's taxonomy places the organism in Eukaryota, Metazoa, Chordata, Mammalia, Chiroptera, Rhinolophidae. Gene Ontology annotation, cellular component: multivesicular body.
GCGCAUGGGGGGCCGGAAGUCAAGGCAGAGGCGGAGAUAAAUCGGCUUCCGUUUUCUGUUUUUGCUGUAGUGUUUGGGUUUUCUUCGCGGCCGCCCAAGAUGAACCGAUUCUUCGGGAAAGCGAAACCCAAGGCUCCGCCGCCCAGCCUGACUGACUGCAUUGGCACGGUGGACAGCAGGGCAGAAUCCAUUGACAAGAAGAUUUCUCGACUGGAUGCUGAGCUCGUGAAGUAUAAGGAUCAGAUCAAGAAGAUGAGAGAGGGCCCUGCAAAGAAUAUGGUCAAGCAGAAAGCCUUGCGGGUUUUAAAGCAAAAGAGAAUGUAUGAGCAACAGCGGGACAAUCUCUCCCAACAGUCAUUUAACAUGGAACAAGCCAAUUACACCAUCCAGUCAUUGAAGGACACCAAGACCACGGUUGAUGCUAUGAAACUGGGAGUGAAGGAAAUGAAGAAAGCAUACAAACAAGUGAAAAUUGACCAGAUUGAGGAUUUACAAGACCAGUUAGAGGAUAUGAUGGAAGAUGCAAAUGAAAUCCAAGAAGCACUGAGUCGUAGUUAUGGCACCCCGGAGAUAGAUGAAGAUGACCUAGAAGCAGAGUUGGAUGCGCUGGGUGAUGAGCUCCUGGCUGAUGAAGACAGUUCUUACUUGGAUGAAGCAGCAUCUGCACCUGCAAUUCCAGAAGGUGUUCCCACUGACACAAAGAACAAGGAUGGAGUCCUGGUGGAUGAAUUCGGAUUGCCACAGAUCCCUGCUUCAUAGACUUGCAUCAUUCAAGUACAUCGUGUAAAAUAAACACAUGUUCUGGGACUGGGAAAUUUAUCUUUCCAAAUUUACCAUAACAGAUUAAGGUUUCUUUCCUUUCUUUGAAGGAAAAGUUAGACACAUUGUUCUUUUAUUUUUUUUCCGUUAAGAGACUCAUUGUUUGGGGGAUGCUUUCUUCGUACUAAAUUUGUAUUCCUUUUUUCUUAUGAAAGACUAACUUACUUAAAAGUAUCAGUGGGUUUGUGUGAUUUCACUCCUUAAUAAUAAUUUGAGAUAAAAGCAACAAAAUGGGAAUCUUUAGAUUUCAUGGUAGUAUAACUCCACAAUCUCAAAUUGACCUGAUAAAUUGAUAAGGCAAAGAUUACUGAGAUUACUGAAACUUCAGUAAUCUGAGACUUCAUAUUAUGAGAUUACUGAGAUUACUGAGACUUCAUAUUAUGAUUACUGAGGUUACUGAGACUUCAUAUUAUGAUUCAAAACCAUUUUCUAUUGUGGUAUUAUAGUUUGGUUUAAGUGAUGGUCUUUUUUGAUGAGCUUUGUUGUGUCUUGUGAGUAUAUCGUUACUGUGUCCAAUAUUGGAAUGGAAUUAUCACUGUGUCAUGAGUGGACGUUUUGAUUCUAUGGUUCUCUCAGUAUUACAGCUUAACUUGUAAUCAAUAAUGAAUAUUUCUUGAUAUUUAAUGUAUAGGACAUUUAUUUAUACUCAAUAAAUAUUUUUCAAAAGGAUGUAAUUUUAAUAUCACUUCAGUCUAAAACCUCCACUGCACAAACCAAAUUUAGUGUAAUUUUAAUAUUGAUUCAGCCUAAAAUUUCCACUACAGAAAUCUAUUUACCCAGUGGCAUUGUGGUGUAGAGGAAAGAGCAAGGAACAAUCAGGCUUGGGCCCUGGGUCUACCAUCUAAUAACGACUAAGUAGUCUACUCACUUCUCUAAACUUCUAUUUCCUUAUUAGUAAAGUCAUGCUUAUCUCACAAAGCUCUGUGAGGAAUAAUUGAGGUAAUUGUUAUGAGUACUUUAUGAACUGCAACGUGUUAUUCUCAUAUGAGGAAUUAUUAACAAAAAAACUGGGGCUCAUUAUUUUCUUGAGAGAUGCCUGGAGCGCUACAGCAAGUUCAAAUUCCUGGUUGAUUUCGGGGUCUUUAAUGAUCCAUCCUCCUAGCCUCACUCAACCUCUCACCAAUAGCAUUCCGUUCUCCAGCCUUGCUGGGUACCUCACAAUGCCACAUGCACCAGCCUUUCAUGUAUCAGCAGGUCAAUCCAAUAAACAUGUAUUGAACGCCC